This is a messenger RNA of Talaromyces marneffei, 702 nucleotides long. RefSeq lists its product as uncharacterized. Lineage: Eukaryota; Fungi; Ascomycota; Eurotiomycetes; Eurotiales; Trichocomaceae. The record is from RefSeq and is a predicted model, not a curated record. The transcript has a single exon. The coding region runs from base 1 to 702 and encodes 233 amino acids.
AUGCCUUCCAUACCUCCCAGAGAGUCCCCGGUGCCCCAAGAGGCGCAAGAGGAGCCCUCGACACCCGAGGACCAAAUAUUGACCGCUUUUUAUGCAAAUGCGCCUCCAGAUCUGAUUGGACUCGAAAUUAAGUGCAGAAUGUAUGUGACUUGGGAUAAAUCUGGCCCCCUUGAGUACGAUAUGUACGUUAGUAUCGACAAGACAGUUAGGCCACUAGGAGGACUACAAAUUCUCGGAGCGUUGCGGAGCGUGGAGGUUUCCUACUAUACUGAACGUUCAGUUACAGAGAAUGGGGUUACACCAAUCGCCGUGAGCAGGCACGCCUUGGAAUUCGUCAACGGCAAUCAAAUGGAAACCAGAUUUCACGCCGAUAUGCACGAAGUUAGGUGGGACCAGUUUCUUAUUAUUGGAGUUGAAUUCCCUGCAAACACAGUCCAUUACAACUCUGAGAUAAUUAAUUUUAAUCAAGGGCAGUAUGGAAUCACGCGUAGAACAAUCGAAACUAUGCAAAAGCUUCAUUUGAGGACUACCCGCGAUCGGGAUCCUAUCCGCGGGAGAGCAGAUAACUCUAUCUAUGCGCAGACACUGUUCAGCCACGCGGGUCUCUUCUCGGGUUCUGAGUCAAGUUCUCGCACUGGGUCCGUUGAGACCGGUGAGAUCCAGUGGCCUCCGGAGCCCGAGAGUUCACAUAGCGAGGCUUAG